GUGCAUGUGUUCACAUCACUGGAACAUUUUGUUAGAUUAUCUUGCCAGUAAUUUUGGAGUUGCAAAUUUAAACUAAUUGUCUUGUAAGCUCGUAACAUUUUAAUACUUCCGCUUUCGGUCUUCUAUAUCAAAAGGUUACAAGUAACGAGUGCUAUUCCACUAUGGCGGUCGGUGGUCGGAAAGUCCCAUCAUUUGCCGGGUCCCUUGAGCAAGGAUGUGAUUUUUUGUACGAUUACACCUGUUCGCCUUGUAUUUCCGACGGAAAAAAUAAAGAAGCGGUCAAAUUUUGCAUCGACUGUGGAGAAUAUUUAUGCGGAAAUUGUCUGAAUGACCACAAUCGAUUUGCGAAGAUGAAAUCUCACCGGCUUGUUGACCCAGCUAUGUAUGAUAGCAGAUUUGUAAGCCAGAAGGAUGUCAGUGUACCAGCCAUUACUAUUUGCUGCGAAAAGCAUCAUGGGAAAGUUUUAGAUAUGUUCUGUGGUGACCAUAAUGCUGUGUGUUGUGCUGCUUGUCUCGCAUUAGACCACAGCCUUUGCAAAGACAGAUUUUACAUACCUGAUAUAUCGAAGGACUUUCAGAAGACUGAAGAAUAUAAGCAGCAACAGAAGGAAAGUCAGAAAAUUUUAUCACAACUUGAAUCGAUCAAACAGAAAAGAAAGACGGACCUAGCAAUGUAUAGAACGCAGAAAGACGCCAUCUUUAAAGAAUUCAAACAUGUCAGAGACUAUAUCAUGAAACAAUUUGAUGAACUUGAAAAAAGUUCUGUCCAGCUCAUUGAAAAUAGAUUUCAACAAAAUGUUUCAAAUGUUACUGAUGAUAUUGGGAAAGUCGAUGAUGUAUAUGAGCUCGUGAAGAGUAGUGAUGAGAGACUGAAAACCGAAAAAGACGCAUCUGAAGUAUUUGUUCUCUCAAAGAUUGGAGAGAAACAUAAGUCUGAUGCAAAAGCAAUGGUGCAAAGAAUACUGGCGGCCAAAGCAUUACCAUUAGAUUUCAAAAUUUACCAGCAAGUAAUGAACUGUUUCGCUGGUGUCGAGGCAUUAGGGAUCUUUUAUACCAAAAACAGUAAUGUAUUUAGCGUUCAAGACAAAGAUGAAAAAUAUCGCUGCGAUGUAACAAGUGUUUGUCAACUAAACGAUGGUUGCCUUAUCAUAGUCGACGCUGCAAAUCUCAGCAUUAAAAGGCUUGGAUCUACGUACAUCGUUCUAGACAAGUGCAGACUACCGAGUCAUCCAUGGUCUGUCUGUACAUUCAACAACACCGAAAUCGCAGUUUCAUUGUGUAAUGAGAAAACUGUCCAAUUCUUAACCGUAAAAGGGAAAAUGCAGCUUUCAAGGUCUUUCAAGGUUAAGGAUACAUGUACAGGACUAGCUUCAUCUGACGAAACCUUGUAUGUUGGGCUGUUCAACAGAAAACAGAUUCAGUCCUACGAUGACAGUGGAUAUCCACUGAAAACAAUUGAUUUGGGUAUUAGUGUCCCGUGGAGUAUCGCCAUCUCAGCAGAUCAUGCCUUGCUUUACAUCGCUUCACAAAAGGACGGGGUAAUUUCAGUUGACACCAACACACAGAAGUCUGAAAAAUUACAUAUCCCUGAAGUCAAGUUUGCAAGCAGUAUUGCUCUAACAGAGAAUGGUGGCUUGUUGGUUUCUUGUAAAGAGAGCAACAAAAUCUUCCAUUACAUUAGCGGAAGAUGUAAAACCUUGUUCACUGAAACUGAUGGUAUCGACAGCCCACAAGCCUUGUUCUAUUACCAGCAACAGGAACUGAUUGUGGCUUCAAAGGAUACAGACGGCAUUGAAGUGUAUUCACAAGUAGACAAAUUACUGGUGUAACUUUAAGAUAUGCAGCCUGCCAUAUAACCUGAACUAAGACAUGAUAAUACAAAUGCAACGUCAUUAAGACUGGGCGGAUGCCGAGAUGAGACAAUGUUUGUAAAAAAGAAUGAAAAGCCUAUGUACACUGAUAUUUUAUUUUUUUAAUUUUUUUUUGACUGUUGUGCUUUUUCAAGACUCUGAUGACAUUUACGUAUCAGUUACAUUCAUGAAUGGACAGGAAAUGAAUGGCUUCAGUCUAAUCAUUGUGUCCAUUCGGAAACUGUUGUUGAGAUAUUGCUUUAUAUGUAACAGUUUAAUUUGUAUCAAUUGCUUAUGUAUUUGCACUUAACUGUAAGAAAUAAAUAUACGUGUAAGGUAAAAUGAAA
This is a messenger RNA of Mercenaria mercenaria, 2197 nucleotides long. RefSeq lists its product as uncharacterized. The record is from RefSeq and is a predicted model, not a curated record. Bases 162 to 1829 code for a protein of 555 amino acids. NCBI's taxonomy places the organism in Eukaryota, Metazoa, Mollusca, Bivalvia, Venerida, Veneridae. Gene Ontology annotation, biological process: positive regulation of DNA-templated transcription. Gene Ontology annotation, cellular component: chromatin; nucleoplasm. The transcript is spliced from 3 exons. Gene Ontology annotation, molecular function: ubiquitin-protein transferase activity; zinc ion binding.